GAACCAAUGCGGCUGUGGCCUGCAGCCCAGUCACUCCUGCACGGCCUAAUACAGUGCAGGCCAAUUACCUCCCUUGACCAUUUUCGAAAUUGAUCGCUUGACAUAUUGUGAUGGCGGCCUCGGAGGCACAGCCUCCAUCGAAGAGCAAGAGGGUGCGAACAGGAUGCUUGACAUGUCGUGAACGCCACUUGAAAUGCGAUGAGGGUACUCCAGAUUGCCUCAAUUGCCGAAAGAGCAAUCGCGAAUGCAAGCGCGGCGUCCGAUUGAACUUCAUUGACAUGACCUGCAAGCAGCCUCCAUUCAUCUUUACAACGCCAGAGUGGUCAAUUCAAUUUCAAGAUGAGUCCAGACUCAUUGCUUCCGAGUACAGAGGUGGACUCGCCAAAUACCGCCACCUCGCAGUGGAACCAGCCUCUGUGCAGGCUGGCAAAGAACGGACACAAUACGUAUCACCGCAAGUGCAGAUUCGACCAAACGACAACGGCGGUCUCCAUAUAGGGCCAACUACCAGCAUAGAUCAACAGGGUUUCGCAUCGGGGCAUGGCCUGUAUCACAAUGAGCGGCUGGGACAAGUCAAUCCUGACUUGAUCAACGAUGCGAGAUAUCAUUCAGGCGCAGUUGUGGACCAAGCUUUCAUGGUAGUGCCCGGUGGUGCGCCGUCGGAUCGAUUCAACGAUCAGCCUUACGACAUCUUUGCGCAUUCUUCCAAGAUGAAUGGGAGAGACAACAGUGAAACACUUGCGGGUCAGAAAAGUGGCAGCGCAUCGACAACCGAGUCGGUCGCUGGCAUGACGCCAAACUUGUCGCUCGUUGACUCCAGGCGCGGAUCAAGGAAUACCAAAGGCAUCAUCACUCCGCCCAGGGAAAAGAGCGGCGAUCUCGACCAUAUCAGUUCCCCGGAACAGCUCAGACUCAUGCAAGUCUUUGUUUCCGAGGUGGGCGUUUGGAUGGACAGCCUUGAUCCAGACAAGCACUUCUCGCGGCUCGUGCCCUAUCAUGCCCUCAAAUGCCCGAUGCUCUUGAAUGCGCUGCUUGCUUGCGGCGUCAAGUAUCUCACACUCAUCCAGCAAGAUAGCGACGACAAGGCCUUAUUUUACUACGACACAGCGACAACGCAGCUUCUCCGCAGCUUGCAGAAUCCGGAACGGAAUACAGCGGAGUGCGCAGCUACGGCUGUCGUGCUCAAUGUGUACGAGAUAAUGAGCGAGAAACCCACUCAGAGAAUGUCACAUAUCGCGGGCGCUCGAGCACUGAUUCGGGAGUGUAACUGGAAUGCGAGGAGCACAGGGCUCGGAGCUGCCUGUUUCUGGCUAAAUGUAGGCAUGGAGCUUCUGAGCUGCCUGGCCUUCAAUUGGCAAACAGCGUGGGAGCCGGACCAGUGGGGUCUAGAGAUGGAUCUCACCGUGGAGACUACUGAGGAAGGCUGGGUACAUCGGCUCUUUUAUCUUGUUGCAAAGAUCGCCAACUUCCGAGCAAACAUUCCGAAGUUCCAGGAAGCGAGCCCUCACGACGAGCAGAUACGCCUACAGGCACGGUACGCCGAGUGGCAACGACUGAAGCACAUGUGCGACAGCUGGCAUGAUGCAUGCCCUCCGACAAUGCACCCGCUUGGGGUGAUACUGCCAUCACAGCAGACUGGGCCUUCGAAAUCUCUGUUUCCUAAUGUUUGGAUUAUAAAACGAGCAGCCACUGUCGGUAGACUCUACUACCAUACCGCCCAAUGCCUCCUGGCACAAAUGAAUCCACUUUCUCCACGGAAUAGCGAGGAAGCAAAGGCGAUUCAGCUGCACCACGCUCAUCAGGUCUGUGGCAUCACAGCACACACUCAGGACCACGGCGUAGCGAGUGUAUCCAUUCGAUCCGUCGCACUUGUUGCCGAGGUGAUCGAAGACCACGCUGAGCAGCAAGAGAUUGCCCAAAUCCUGGAGAAGAUCGACCACGACACGGGGUGGAAACUCGCCGGCAUCAUAAAGCAACUGCGAUCUGUCUGGGGAUGGGAGAAAAUGGGGCAGAGCGGCGGACUGGUCGCCAGCGCAACUCUGCAGCCGCCGCGCAACCCGGGUACCCCAAACAGUCUGAGCAGUCGAGGCUCGUCUCAUGGUGCAAAAGCCGAAAACAACGGUCCUCAGCAGAGGUUAUCCGCGCCGACAGCUUAUACUGCGAUGUCUUACGGCAACGGCCAUCAGCAUGGUCACUUGAAUGGCAUGCAGCCCCGCCAGCAACAAGGCAUGCAACAGACAGAGCCCUCGAUGCAGCCGCUAGGUGUGACAGCGCUGCCCUCUGCGCCUCCAGUGUCAGCAGAUUCGCCAAUCUCACGCCGGGGCAGCAUGGCCGUGGCAACGUCUACUGCGCCAGUCGCAGCUCCGAGGCCGAUGCGCGUGAAUCCACUGAGCUUCGCAGACUUCAGCCUACCGAACCACCCGUACCAGAACUGGUAUGAACCUCCAAGCCGAGCAGCAUCAAAUAUCACGUAUCAGUCCCAGACCCUAUUCCGAUAACUCCCGGGCAGGUCAAGGUUUGAUCUACUGCUCAUUUUACAAGUGGACACUCGAUCAUGUUUGGAUCGUUGCUGGUCCCUGGUAUCCAUUCACACCCUUUGUUACUUGUAUAUAUGUCAGGAGCAUAGUAGAGGCGCGCAUUGGGGCGUUUGGGGCAAUAUUCGAUGACAGGUUACUUGUAUGUUUUAGCGAAAGUGGCCGGGAGUUUGACAUUUCAAAAUGGGCAGUGAGGACAAAUGGAACAGCUUCACAGGACUCCAGGCGUAAUUUUCAUUGCAUAGAGUAAGAGCUCGGGAUUG
Messenger RNA from Microdochium trichocladiopsis, 2797 nucleotides. RefSeq lists its product as uncharacterized. Bases 111 to 2498 code for a protein of 795 amino acids. Gene Ontology annotation, cellular component: nucleus. Gene Ontology annotation, biological process: positive regulation of transcription by RNA polymerase II. Gene Ontology annotation, molecular function: zinc ion binding; DNA-binding transcription factor activity, RNA polymerase II-specific; transcription cis-regulatory region binding. The transcript is spliced from 4 exons. NCBI's taxonomy places the organism in Eukaryota, Fungi, Ascomycota, Sordariomycetes, Xylariales, Microdochiaceae. The record is from RefSeq and is a predicted model, not a curated record.